GUGCCGAGAGUCAAGAGAGGCGUAACCAAACACGCCCGACACAAGAAAAUCCUCAAAGCCGCCAAGGGUUACCAGGCCUCUUCCGGUCGUAACUACAAGUGGGCCAAAGAAGCGUUGAUGCACGCGUGGAGCCACGCGUAUCGCCAUCGCCGCCAGCGUAAGGGCGAUUUCCGCCGCCUGUGGAUUAUCCGCAUCGGCGCCGCCUGCCGUCAGCAUGACACCAACUACAGCCAGUUUAUGCAUGGGCUUACCGCUGCCGGCAUUGAGAUCGACCGCAAGAUGCUGGCCGACAUGGCCGUCCGCGACCCGGCCGCCUUCGAGCGCCUGGUAGCCCUCGCCAAAACGGAUUAG
Molecule: messenger RNA, 351 nt
Organism: Geodia barretti
Lineage: Eukaryota; Metazoa; Porifera; Demospongiae; Tetractinellida; Geodiidae
Source: the annotation of a GenBank genome assembly